Erpetoichthys calabaricus (reedfish) is the source of this 1386-nucleotide messenger RNA. Its product is annotated as zinc finger protein 300-like. The transcript has 2 exons. The record is from RefSeq and is a predicted model, not a curated record. Bases 358 to 1386 code for a protein of 342 amino acids. Lineage: Eukaryota; Metazoa; Chordata; Cladistia; Polypteriformes; Polypteridae. Gene Ontology annotation, biological process: regulation of transcription by RNA polymerase II. Gene Ontology annotation, molecular function: DNA-binding transcription factor activity, RNA polymerase II-specific; RNA polymerase II cis-regulatory region sequence-specific DNA binding.
UCCUGUUCCUAACUGUCUAUCAGUCAAAAUUUGUGUCCAUGUCCAAUCUGUUUGCACUCCAAAUCUGCUGAGAUUUUUUUAGGCUAACAUGGGGGGCUCACAGCAUUUCAAAUCUCUUAUAAAAACACUUAGUAGGCAGUUCGUUUUUUUUUUUUUUUUUUUGGUUAUUGUGCUCAGGUCAUUUUGUUCAUUUUUGUGAAUUGUCACUUUUAUCUCGACAGAGCCACCCUCCCUGUCCCUGUGGUCAUGCAGUGAGGUAUCCGAAGGCUUUCAGGUCAGGGCUGUCCAUAGAAGAAAAGAAUCUUAGCAGAGAAGAGCAGACAAUUGGAAACUGGAGAGAAGCGUUUUUCACGGAGCAUGGCCUCAGCCAACGGCGACAGCACCGAUGAGCGACUGGUACGCAUUAAACAAGAGGACUGCGAGUGGGAGACAUUAGCAGGUUUGCACCUAAAGCCGGCAGAUGCUGAAGGUGGAACUUCAGUUUUUAAGGUGGAAGAGUGUGAGGGGGAAAUUGUUCAGGUUAAAGCUGAGGAGUCCGAAGAUUUGCCAAAUCAUGAAAGUGGAAAUCUUUUCAAGCAAGACAUUUCUGAAGAGUCCCAUUCCAGGUCACAGCCCCAGUUCACUAAUACAGGGCCACGGGCUGCACAGCCGAAUUCUAUGGAAGUGAAGUCUGAGUGUGAAGAGAAAGUCGUUCAAAAAUUUGGAAGAGAAAGAGAAGAGCAGCUGGCAACUCCAAAUUUCCAGCAUAAUGGCAGCUUCCCCCCAUCUACAUUUGCGGAGACUUCCCUUCAGUGCCGACUGCAAAACCAACAGUGCAAGGAGAAGAGAAAGAAAUCAACAAGAGGAUCAGAGAAUUUGACAGCAGAUCCUUUGCAUUUCAGUUCUAUUUCCACAACAGAAACCAUCAAUACUGACCAACAACUAGUGAGCAACACAGAUCAAGAGGCUCUGUGUGCUGGCCAAGAGUGUAGACAAUCUUAUAUAAACAAACCUGAAUGCAAAGAUCUCAAGUCAUUUCAUACGAGACCAACGCCAUAUUGCUGUUCUGAGUGUGGCAAACAAUUCCUCCAGAACAACAAGCUUCAGAAACACAUCAGAAUUCAUACUGGAGAAAAACCUCAUUGCUGUUCUGAAUGUGGCAAACAAUUUUCUGACAUUUACAACCUCCAAAGACAUAUAAAAAUCCACACUGGAGAAAAGCCUUACAGCUGUGCUGAUUGUGGGAAAAGAUUCAUCAAGAGUAGCCAUCUUCACAACCACGCAAGAAUUCACACAGGAGAGAAGCCAUAUUGCUGUUCUGAAUGUGGGAAAAGAUUCAUUGAGAGCAGCCAUCUUCAGAAGCACAAAAGAAUUCAUACAGGAGAAAAACGUCAUUGCUGCUCAUAA